GCAUCGCCAAACGGAAGCGCGCCAUUGAAAUGCAGCAAGGCAACCAGUCUACCAACCUUUCUGCUAUCGAAACUCAUAAUCGAGGUGAGGAACUUCUCCACAAUUGGCAAAAGCAAAAACAAAAAAAGAGGUUACACUCAACUUAGAUCUUGCCCACACACACCAGUAUGCUUUAUCCAUAAGAGCCGCUUCAGCCUCAACAAAUCGGUACUCGGCGUCGUUCUUCCACCGAUUCGGACCAAUUAGAAAUUCACCAUCCUGUUUCCAUAGACCAAUAUGUCACACUCUAGAAAUCAUGUCAUUAGCUUAUGCUGGCGUUGCCGAUGCCGAUUGUUGAGCUGAUGGUGCCCCUUGAACCCACCUCUAUUUACCGUGCUGCGGCUGGAUUUAAGCUUCCCGUACGAGGCACCUAUUUCGUCCUAGCGCACGUCGCCGCCAGCCAAUUACCGCCCAGUGCAACCGCCCCAAAACCUAAAAUGGUGCCCUGGACAGCCUGCGAUGCUGGUGCUUGGCGAUCUGCCUUGUCUUAUCUCGUGGAAAUGGGUGGGUGGGUGACUGUAAGCCGGCAACCAGCGCAGAGGAACUCGGCAGGCAGAUUUGGAAAAGCAGCUGUAUUUGGCGGCUGAAUACGACUGCGAGACCCUGAAAAUCACAGGGAGGCCUCGUAGGGCGGGUGUUAUAUGGUGUGUCUAUGUCUAUAUAAAGCUCAAGCCAUACCACCGACUCUGCCGAUCUUGUCUUCCUUAUUCUUUUCCCACAGAUAUUCCAUUAUUACCUUGUAUUUCUAGCCUCAAAUACCCAUAUACUCUACCUACACCACUACCACCAAACAUACCACAUCCACAAUGAAGUACUCUCUUGUUGCACUCUCUCUCGUCGCUGCUGCCACCGCUGCCGACACCAGUUUGUCUCAGAUACUUAGCGGAAUGAAGGUCUGCGGCUGGGCCUGUCUUCCUAGCGCUGCCUCUGAGAACGAAUGUGCCAUUACCAACCUCGACUGCCUAUGCCAGACAGGCGAAGGUGGCAUCUUGGCCGGCACUCGCGUCUCAUCGUUGACCAGCUGCGAAAAGGCCAUCAAAUUUUGCGGAGUUGAAGGCGAUAAGCACUUUGAUCUUGGCGAUGCUCUCGAUUCCGCCUGUGAGCGAUUCCGAUCCGGCAAACCCUCGGCCGAAGAGCUCCAGAGCAUGACAGACUAUAUCAACGCCCACUACGCUUCGGCUACAGCGGUUAUUGGUAGUGCUAGCGCUACUGGCGGCGGUUCGGCGGCUGCUACCACCACAGUCAGCGGAAAGCCAGCUAAGAGCACUGGUGCUGGAUCGGCAGCUGCUACUACCGCGGCUACAGCUGCGCCUUCUGGUAACGCUGGUGCUUCUACAACAGGAGGAGCAUCUGGACAGAGCUCUACACACAAGGCUGCUGCUGGGCCUACAGCUGCACCCAUGAUGGCUCUUGCUGGUGCUGGCGCUGUGCUUGCUGCGAUGCUCUAAGUGACGGGCUGUGUGGGAGGAGAAUUACUGUAUAUUACGAGUUUAUAAAUAAGGGAGUCCGGUUAACGAGUAUUUCGUACAGUUCCUAUACUUGAUUGUGGUUACGUAUUGUCAUGGCUUACACCUUCUGGUUGUCUACACACCGCGGUGUAAGCACCACCAUUGUAAAACAGGAAGCAUAGUAUUUAGAGG
Messenger RNA from [Torrubiella] hemipterigena, 1679 nucleotides. The record is from the annotation of a GenBank genome assembly. NCBI's taxonomy places the organism in Eukaryota, Fungi, Ascomycota, Sordariomycetes, Hypocreales, Clavicipitaceae.